ACAGGUUGACGGGCUAUGGACGGUUGAGUUACAGGGCCAGCCAUGGGGCAAACACAACAGACAGAAAACAGUGACCAGAUUGAUGUCAAAGUGAUUCAGGGUAUGUAUAGAAAGUUUGUUAAGGAGUGCCCGAGUGGAGUACUUUUUCUGCACGAGUUCAAGCGCUUUUUUGGCGUGGCCCCGACAGGAGAGGCGUCGGAAUACGCCGAGAACAUGUUUCGAGCUUUCGACAGAAACGGGGACAAUACGAUUGAUUUCCUAGAGUUCGUGGCAGCACUGAACCUUGUUUUCCGGGGGGACCUGGAGCAUAAACUGCGCUGGUCAUUCAAGGUGUACGACAAAGAUGGCAAUGGCUUUGUGGACAGGGACGAACUAAAGUCAAUCAUUUAUACCCUCUAUCGGAUAAAGAAAGUCACAAAGACCGACAUUGGAGAAACGAAACUCACAGUAGACGAGGUUACCGAUCGAAUAUUAAGCGCCGUCGAUAGCGAUGGGGAUGGACAUAUAAGCAUGGAGGAGUUUAUUCAAGGUGCACAGCAGGACCCCUGGGUGCUCAACAUGUUGAAGUUGGAUAUGAACCCUGCUGGAUGGGUGCUGGAACAGCAGAGGAGGGCCCACGUCUGAAACGGCACCGGCCUUUUUUCAUUGGCUCAAAUCUAAGCAUUGAAUGUUCUAAAGGAAAAUAU
Pungitius pungitius (ninespine stickleback) is the source of this 686-nucleotide messenger RNA. Its product is annotated as guanylyl cyclase-activating protein 2-like. The transcript is spliced from 4 exons. Gene Ontology annotation, cellular component: photoreceptor inner segment; cone photoreceptor outer segment. Bases 43 to 624 code for a protein of 193 amino acids. NCBI's taxonomy places the organism in Eukaryota, Metazoa, Chordata, Actinopteri, Perciformes, Gasterosteidae. Gene Ontology annotation, biological process: visual perception. Gene Ontology annotation, molecular function: calcium sensitive guanylate cyclase activator activity; calcium ion binding. The record is from RefSeq and is a predicted model, not a curated record.